Messenger RNA from Scheffersomyces stipitis CBS 6054, 891 nucleotides. RefSeq lists its product as uncharacterized. The record is from RefSeq and is a predicted model, not a curated record. The transcript has a single exon. The coding region runs from base 1 to 891 and encodes 296 amino acids. Gene Ontology annotation, cellular component: cytoplasm. Gene Ontology annotation, biological process: biosynthetic process. NCBI's taxonomy places the organism in Eukaryota, Fungi, Ascomycota, Pichiomycetes, Serinales, Debaryomycetaceae. Gene Ontology annotation, molecular function: isomerase activity.
AUGGGAGCCAAAGAAUUCAAACAAGUGGACGUCUUCACCAGCGUUAAAUUCAAAGGAAAUCCCUUGGCGGUUCUUUUCGAUGCCGACGACUUAACUUCUGAGCAAAUGCUGGAUAUUGCUACGUGGACCAAUUUGUCGGAAACCACUUUCAUCUUAAAACCUACUGAGCCAACGGCUGAUUACAAGGUUCGUAUUUUCACCCCUGUUAACGAAUUGCCUUUUGCUGGACAUCCUACUUUGGGUACGUGUUUUUCUUUGUUGGAACUGGGAAGAAUUAAGCCCAAGAACGGCUUAAUUAUCCAAGAAUGCAAGGCUGGGCUUGUGUCUAUUAGGGUUGAAAACUACGACGAGAACGAUUUGUCCAAUGUAUUUCUCUCCUUUACUUUGCCUUACUACAAGUUCUCGCCUAUUACAGAAGAAGCAAUUGCACAGACAGAAGUUGGUUUGGGUCUUCCAGCUGGCGCUAUAGCUGCUCUGACUCCUCCUGUGCUUGUUGACGAUGGUCCCAAGUGGGCAAUUUUCCAAUUGAAGGAUGCGCAAGCAGUGUUGGACGUACAAAUAGACUUCACAAAGAUCGGUGUAGUCAGCGAAGCCAAUGGAUGGUCCGGGCUUGGACUCUUUGGUAAGCACGAAGACGGAACUUACGAAAUGAGGAACUUAAUUCCUGCUGAAGGCUCAACUGAAGAUCCAGCAUGCGGUAGUGGUGCUGGAGCCGUAGGAGCUUACGUAGGAGCUUUCCUUAAAGAGGAAGUUAAGAGUCUUAAUAUCAAGCAAGGUAUCAAAGUCAAUAGAGAUGCUAAACUAAAGGUCACUCUAGUUACCAACGCCGAGGGCAAACUCGAUGUCAUUGUGGGAGGCAACGUUGUGUCCGUUUUCAACGGUACCUAUUAA